AUGUUGGGUUCUAUCAUCUCCUUGCCCCUCUUGGCGGGCACUGCUCUUGCUUAUCCCGCUGCGUCGUCGCAAAAGUUUGACUAUGUCAUUAUCGGUGGUGGCACCAGUGGUUUGGUUGUUGCCAACCGUCUAUCGGAGCUGAAAAACGUCACUGUGGCUGUAAUUGAGGCCGGCGGCUCUGUCUACGACAACGCCAACGUUACAGAUCUGGCCGGUUAUGGCAAGGCAUUUGGCACUUCCAUCGACUACGCCUACGAGACUGUUGGCCAGAAGUAUGGUGGCAACAAGACUCAGACCCUUCGUGCCGGCAAGGCCCUCGGUGGUACCAGCACUAUCAACGGCAUGGCCUACACUCGUGCUCAGGACGUUCAGAUUGAUAUUUGGGAGCGCCUCGGCAAUGAAGGAUGGAACUGGGAGAACCUGCUGAAGUACUACAAGAAGUCCGAGACCCUUCAGCCACCCACUGCCAAUCAAAUCGCCGACGGCGUCACCUACGUUCCCGAGCAGCACGGCAGCACCGGUCCUUUGAAGGUCGGCUGGAAGCCCGGCAUGGUCGAUAUGUCCUUUGUUGAAGCCCUUAAUCAGACCUACAAUGCUGUUGGUGUCCCGGGACUGCAGGACAUUGCUGGUGGUGACAUGGUUGGUUGGAACAUUUACCCUGCCACCAUUGACACUGGUCUUCAGGUUCGCGAGGAUGCUGCUCGUGCCUACUACUUCCCUUACCAGAACCGCACAAACCUCCGCAUUUUCCUCAACACUGAGGCGCAGAGACUUGUCUGGGCCAACGGCACUGAAGCUACCGCAUCAGGAGUUCUUGUUAAGGACAAAACCGGGGCUACUCGCACCAUUUACGCAAACAAGGAAGUUAUCCUCUCUGCCGGUUCCCUCCGAUCCCCGCUUCUCCUUGAAAAAUCGGGAGUCGGAAACCCGGACAUCCUGAAGGCUGCUGGUGUUCAGACUAAGGUGAAGCUUCCUACCGUUGGUGAGAACCUUCAAGAUCAGAUGAACAACGGUCUGGCACAAACUAGUUCGAAGAACUUCACUGGUGUCACCACCUUUGUCUCUUACCCCAAUGUCGAUGAUGUUUUCGCCAACCAGACUGGCACACUCGCUGCGGACAUCAAGAGCAAGCUUUCCCAGUGGGCUUCGCAGGUCUCGGAAUAUACCAACGGCAUCGUCACUGAGGAGCAGCUUAACAAAUUCUUUGAAAUUCAAUACGACCUCAUCUUCACUGAUAAGGUGCCCCUCGCUGAGAUCCUCAUCACUCCAAGCGGUUCCUCCUUUUCCACAGAAUACUGGGCCCUCCUCCCCUUCGCUCGUGGCAACAUCCACAUCGCUAAUGCCAACUCUUCUUCCGCCAAGAUCAACCCCAACUACUUCAUGAUGGACUGGGAUAUGACCGAGCAGAUUGGCACAGCCAAGUUCAUCCGCCAGCUGUACAAGACAGCUCCUCUCAGCCAGUACUUUGCCAGCGAAACCAAGCCUGGCCUCACUGCCAUCCCCGAGGAUGCGUCUGACAACGUUUGGUCUAAGUGGGUUCUUGACAACUACCGAUCCAACUUCCACCCCGUUGGAACUACUGCUAUGAUGUCCAAGGAGCUCGGUGGUGUUGUUGAUGGCAACCUCAAGGUUUACGGAACUACAAACGUUCGUGUUGUAGAUGCUGGAAUCCUGCCUUUCCAAGUUUGCGGUCAUCUCGUUUCUACGCUUUACGCUAUUGCUGAGAAGGCCUCGGACCUCAUCAAGGCUUCUGCAUAG
Molecule: messenger RNA, 1758 nt
Organism: Colletotrichum truncatum
Lineage: Eukaryota; Fungi; Ascomycota; Sordariomycetes; Glomerellales; Glomerellaceae
Product: Glucose oxidase 2
Molecular function (GO): oxidoreductase activity, acting on CH-OH group of donors; flavin adenine dinucleotide binding
Source: RefSeq, a predicted model, not a curated record